CCACUUUGCCAUAAAGAUAUCUUGGAGUGACGUGGCCUUUUUUGUUGGAACUUUAUGAUAAACAUCUUAUCAAACAUUCUGUAUAUUCAUGAUCUUAUGGAAUCUGUAUAUUCAUGAUCUUAUGGAAUCUGUAUCUAUCUAACUCAGUGUAGUAAAUAUAAUGGAAAAUAUGAAUCCAUCAGAACGUGUAUACCAUGACUUGAAAGAAUUGGCCUUGCUACUUUUUUCACCGCAAUGUUUCGAUACAUAUUUCGUUGAUAAGAACUUCUUAGACAAACCUUGCUUCUUGGCUACUCUGAGCACAGUAUUAGGCGUUGGAAUAGUACUGGGAUCAAUAUUCGUAAAGUUACCACAAGUUUUGAAGAUAUAUAAUGCUAAAACUGCAAAAGGGAUAAGUUUAGCAACUGUUACCUUGGAUCAGAUUGUUUUAACACUUUAUUCUACUUACAAUUAUCUGAAAGAAUUUCCAAUGAGUGCUUGGGCCGAUACAGCCUUUUUAUCUAUACAAACAUUGGCUAUUGCUUUCUUAUUACUAUAUUAUGAUGGUUCUCCAUCAAAGGCAUACAUAUAUCUGGUAACAUAUUUCAUAAUUUCUGGAAUAUUAGAAAGUGGCUUAGUUCCAAUAGAUAUAAUAUGGGCCCUUCAGGGAAUUAACAUUCCCUUAUUAUUAAUUGGGCGAGUUAUCCAAGUACAUGCCAAUUACAAAAAUCAAAGUACUGGUCAAUUAUCUGCAAUUACAUGUGCUCUCCUAUUUUUUGGCUCAUUGGCCAGGAUUUUCACAUCUGUACAAGACACUGGGGAUACUAUGGUCAUUCUCACUAAUGUUGCCUCCUUCCUUGCUAAUUUAGUGAUUAUUAUUCAAAUUCUCUACUACUGGAAGUCUGAAGAAAAAGUCAAAAAACAAGACUAAAUAAUUAUUAAUGCUCUUAAUUUUCUGGCUCUUUGCAGCACAGACAACAAUAUAUUUAAGGUGGAAAUAAAUAAGUGUAUUUCAAUUUUGAAAUUGGUGAUGAUAUUGUGUGCAUGAUAUAGUAAUUGUUUUUAUUACAAGAAUGUUUGUAUUUGUAUUAGAUUAUUUAGCCUUGUGUCAAUUAAUUGCAAUGGUAUUACUUCCAUCAAUUAAAAAAAAAUUGAAUAUCUUAGUAAGAAUCAUUGUUCAGAAUUUAGUGACAAUUUGUAUCCAAUAAAAGACAAAGAGCUAA
Molecule: messenger RNA, 1202 nt
Organism: Coccinella septempunctata (seven-spotted ladybird)
Lineage: Eukaryota; Metazoa; Arthropoda; Insecta; Coleoptera; Coccinellidae
Product: mannose-P-dolichol utilization defect 1 protein homolog
Exons: 2
Coding region: 161-910 (249 amino acids)
Biological process (GO): oligosaccharide biosynthetic process
Source: RefSeq, a predicted model, not a curated record